Amoebophrya sp. A25 is the source of this 4306-nucleotide messenger RNA. Lineage: Eukaryota; Dinophyceae; Syndiniales; Amoebophryaceae. The record is from the annotation of a GenBank genome assembly.
GGCUACUAGCAGCUAGCAACUACAGUCGUGUUGAUUUGACAUUCUUUGAGAGGUGAUUGAUAUCACUACUUUCAACAAAAUAUAGCAACUCUUACCUUGCUCUCCUGGAAGUUUCUGGAAAACAACAGUCGAUCAGCAUUUUCUUGUACUAUAUCAACUUCAGCAGCAGUGCUUGCUUCUACUUCUUUACGGAGUCCACCUAGCUGGCUGAACGAAACCAGACAGAGAAGUUCGUCGUCAUGACGACGAUCGUUUUUAAUUUUUCCGUCAUUUGCUAGGUCUAUCCCGCCAUGCAAUAUGUAAGGAUUUACAAACAUGGUACGCAAGCGUUCAUGUUGUGGUGAGAACGUUCGGUCUACGUGCAACGCCUACCGCAAACGCUUGGUAGUGCGCAACUUUCUUGGGUUGCUUGUCGCUUGUUGGAUCUUCCUCAUCCUCCUUUUAAGGCCAAUCCCAAUAAUGUCUCUUAGUUGGUUAUGUUGAACCGCGACAGGGACUACACACACACAUGACAUCUUGUGGUCGUUCAAAAGCUUCCAGUAGCAAGAGCAGGAGUUGGUUUAUUAAUAUUUGAUGCAAGGUACGUCUGAUUAUGAGGGAAUACGUCGGGCUCGCGGACGACGAGAAAAAUACCUACCAACCUACACGUCUGCAGAAAUUCCUGGAUUCUUUUUAUAAAUGGAAAGGGGCAGGGAGUAGCGUUCUAAUUUUCAGCUAUUUUGUGGAUUUUUACUUCGAGUUGCAGGUAGACUUCGUCCAUGCAGUGGAGGAUAUUUUUCAUUGGCACGCCGACUAUUUUCCAAAAUACGAAGUGUUGUCUCUAGCGGUGGUCCUAAACACAGUUUUUACAGUUCUGGCGCCGUGUUUGUGGACUCCAUCACGGGUAGUAAUAUUCUUUUAAGGCUGUAGUAGUUGCUGCGAUAAGAAAUUAUUAAUUACGACUCAUCAUACUACUAGGUACGUCCAGAACCAGAUACAACAAUAAGCUGAAGAACCGAGAUAUUCGUCUGACCUUCAUCUUCUGCCAAGCAUUCACUUUCACUCGUGACUCGUCUGUUUGAAAAAUUCAUUGGCCAACAAAGGGUGUGUGGAAAACAUGAUUGAAGAGUAAGACCACAUUGGACUUCACAACAUGCGCUCUUCUAAGUCUGUGAGGUUCACUGGGUGAUAGAGGAGUUUGUGUUUCCACGGCGCGGCGGUUUCGCAGCGUCUCAGCAAGCGCUUCGCGUGAAGUGGCGUGAAGCAACAGACACGGGGCUCUACGCUUAUCUUUUCGCGCAAGCGAAUGAAUUAGCGCCAGAACAAGACCUAGAGGACGAACCUGGCGGAUCUUCUGGAAGUAGUGCUGCGGGGCAAAGCCGUGGACGCGGGGCCUCGACGAGCGCGAUGAAUAACAAAGGACGGAAACAGGCGUCCUUCUUGGGCACCUCGGCUUCGGGGAGUGACUAUUAUUCCUCAAAGGCGUCGAUCAAGGCAAAGCACAAGAAGGCCAAAGAGCCGAGUCCUUUGCCUACGCCACCGAACGAAACAGAUCCUGAAUACACGAGUCCGCCACGCCGAGCGAACAAUGCCUCGUCUGAUGACGUAACAAACACUUCUACCAGGGCGAGUGCGAGCAGCGCUGCUACAGCUCCAGGCGCGUCUUCUUCAGGAGGGGCAGCAGGAGCUUCAUCUUCUGGUGGCGAUCAUGCAGCCUCAACUUCUAGCGUUGGACCUUCUGGACCAGGUCAGGAAGCUGGGGAGCAGCAGCAACAGUGUGGAGAAGAUUCAUCAGGAGCAGCGUCUUCCUCAACGGCUUUAUCCUCCGAGAAGGCGCUGUCUGGUAAUCUUACCACUUCUAGUACACCGCUUCAAAGAGUCCCUGGUGCUGCCUCACCAGACACGUCAUCCCCUGACUUCGAACCGAACAAUAAUGGCAACGGCGAGAACAGCUCCGACGAGGCCAGGGCAGGGAGCAACACAUCUGGCCCUGUGAGUGAGUCUCAAUACUCCCUUUUAGAAUGCUCGCGGUCUUGGCGCAAGCUCCGAAAGCGUCGUUUAAAGAAGCUUCGAGAAUCGAAGGAUCCCGGCGAGUCGGAGAAAGCGGAUGUGCUCAUACGCGAGUACCAAGUAAAAGAAUCCGAUCACAACUCGGACAACGCAGAUCGACUGCAGAGAGUUCUCUUUCUGCAUCAAAGCGAAGUCACGCUACUCGAUAUUCCGACACCGGUGCAGGAGGUACUAUCUGCACCGCCGUGAAGAUAUUGUGAAUGAACUAACAGAUAAGAUUGGCCAGUGUCAGCCAGAGCGCCGAAUAGAUUCACAUCAUCAAGAUCGGUCAGAGUCACACUGCGAUUGAUGAGGGUAGAUUAAAGAACGAAGUACUAUAUUUAAACUCAGACUCAUCCUAAUUGAUAUGUACGACAGGUGCGGGAAAUGGCUGAAGAACUGUGUGCUGUUUUAGCGCAGCUGGAUCGGCCGCAGAUGCGAGAGUUUGUAAAGCUGUAUUGGGAGAACGAAUACGGUGUGAGAGCUGCCAGGGAUUACCUGCUACGUGUCUGCUAUAAGCCUCCUUCAUCAUUGCAGCCGGACAAGGAAGAGGAGCCAGAAGACACGUCUGCAGGUGGGAAGGCGACGAGAACCUGCAAAGAAGGCGACAAGAAUCAUCAAGGGUCUAUCACAGGUGGAACAGUGGUCCCUAGCGGCGUCGUGGAAGACAUGUCACCUUACAUCGCAGAGCUAGAUGACGGCAGUCUUGUUCUGAAUUUCGAAGUAGACGCACAGACACAGCCUACUUUGGUCGAUUUUGUUAACUAUGAGGAGACCUACGCCGUCGGGGACGACAAAGGCGAGGACCUCCAAACGACUUCGCAAAGCACAUCGAAGCAAGGCUCUCAGGGAGACCUCGAUGAAGACCAGUCGAAUAGCAGCAGCGGUGGCGUCAUGGAGGAAGAUGACGAGGAGAAUGAUGCAAGGCGCGGAAUGAGCACGACUUCCGCACGUUCGUCGAAAGAUCGCAACAAUUUUGCAUCGUCGUCUACAGUGGACCAGCAUGCGGCUAACGAAGGUUCGAGUGACUUCGCCCCUCGUCGUUGGCUCGUGGCUGCGUUAGAUUACUUGGCACCCAUAGACACAACAGCUAACGCAAAAGACGGACAAAUGAACAACGACUCAAACGCGAAUAAUAAUCCUACCGUCGGUAACGACACAAAUUCAGCGGGUGCCGUUUCCAAAAACAAAAACGUGCCUGGCACUAGCCGUCCCGUAGGCCGGAAUGUUGGGCGUGGAACCCUUCUGCUGGCUCCCAGCAAGAACCAAAAUCAGCCUCAUCUUAUGCCUGAGUAAGUACGUGAUUAUCAUGCUGCCUACAACAUGUUUGCAGAUACACAUCAUGAAACAAGAUCUGCAUCUGUAAGAGUCAAAGAUGCUGUCAGUCACUGCCAGAAAGUAUUAUUAUAUAUAAAUAUAUACCAUAGAUUGAUCUCGUUGAUAACUUGCUUCGUGUUCGCACUCGCUACUUCUAAUGAUGAGCAGAACCAGCGUUCCUCAGAUGUUGUUGAGGCAGAGCCCGAAGAUCCCUAUGCAGAAUUUUAUCAUAGCCACUUGCCUGACUCAGAGAUUUAUGCCCAGGUGCGAAAUCCGGGGGAGUACUUUGUGCCUCUUGCCAUAAAUGAGUGCAUGGCGCACGCGAAAUUGUUGGGCCGCAAAUGCUUGCGCAACAACGGAUUUUCUUCGCACGAGUGUGACACCAUCCUUUACCGAAACAACUACAACCACCUGAAAAACUACCAAAUUAGAAACGCACGCAUGUUUUCACCCGCAAGGGUGCAAAAACUGCGGACAAUGUGAGGGAACUAUUUCAGGUGGCAGCGCGAUGACGGCAUGAACAUCAGGACAACAGUACCACACCAAGAGGAUAACAUAUGACUGCGAAUAUCUACUACUUUGUUUUUCCUAGAAUCGGAGACUACGAACUGGAAUCCGGGACGGAAGCGAGAGAUCUUUUGCGAAAUUUCACACGGAGUGCAUGAUUAUGCUCUCAUCAUUUAGCGAGUAAGUAACCGCUUGCGAGGAGAUGUAAAAAUCAUACAAUCUCCGAAAAAUAUUAAGCAUGGAUUUUGAUUCGAUCCUGCUACAUCGUAGUAAGUAGAAGUUAGCCUGAAGGGACUUUCAUGUCUCUAGUUGCGUUCGAUGCAUGUUGAGUCAUGUUGUUUCUCGCCAGGAGCGUUUCCGCAGACACCUCACACAAGGCGUGGUAACAGAAUGUGCAGCUUGUUGUAGAAAGCACUCUGAUCAUCGACGAAGUUUUUUAUAUACAGGUUCUGGG